AUGGCACCAAAGAAAGUAGAACCCAAGAAGGAGGCGAAUAAGGCAGUUGCUCCUGAACCGGAGAAGCCCAAGGAGCCUGCCUUUGACCCAAAGGGCAUUGCAAUUGAGUUCACUGCAGAUCAGAUUGAAGAGUUUAAAGAGGCCUUCAUGCUGUUUGAUAGAACACCUAAUGGAGAAAUGAAGAUCUCUUAUGCUCAGUGUGGAGAUGUGAUGAGAGCUUUGGGCCAAAACCCUACCAACGCUGAGGUCAUGAGGGUGCUGGGUAAACCCAAACCUGAAGAACUCAACACCAAGCUCAUGGACUUUGAGACCUUCCUACCCAUGUUUCAGCACGUGUCCAAGUUAAAGGACCGCGGCACGUUCGAGGACUUUGUUGAGGGGUUGCGGGUCUUUGACAAAGAAGGAAAUGGCACCAUAAUGGGAGCAGAGCUUCGCCACGUUCUACAGACUUUAGGGGAGAAAAUGACAGAACAGGAGGUUGAACAAGUGUUGGCAGGACAAGAGGACGCUAACGGCUGCAUCAACUAUGAAGCUUUUGUUAAAUAUAUCAUGUCUGGAUAAAUUUAAUAUCCAAGG
Messenger RNA from Neoarius graeffei (lesser salmon catfish), 576 nucleotides. It is a transcript of the gene myl4, whose product is annotated as myosin, light chain 4, alkali; atrial, embryonic. Bases 1 to 561 code for a protein of 186 amino acids. Gene Ontology annotation, molecular function: calcium ion binding. Gene Ontology annotation, cellular component: myosin II complex. The transcript is spliced from 6 exons. NCBI's taxonomy places the organism in Eukaryota, Metazoa, Chordata, Actinopteri, Siluriformes, Ariidae. The record is from RefSeq and is a predicted model, not a curated record.